Messenger RNA from Symbiodinium natans, 12337 nucleotides. The record is from the annotation of a GenBank genome assembly. NCBI's taxonomy places the organism in Eukaryota, Dinophyceae, Suessiales, Symbiodiniaceae.
AUGUCCACACGUGAUAGCAUUGGGAGCAGCGAGUCUAGUGAUAGUGAUGUAUUGGGAGUAGGGAAUAGUUUUCUCGAGGACCAGGUCACUGCGGUCAAUCAGGAUGUGGCCGCUGCCGAUAGUCAUGUGAGAAGCAUAGCCGACGCCGAGAACGUGAACUUCAUCGACGACGGACGGAAUAGUAGAAGGACGGGAAUGGAGAUGGAUAGCAGUGCUGAUAGAGAUCGCCUCGGCCUCAGUUUCUCAGGACCGCUUACUGUAGACAUCAGGUCGAAUGCUGCGAAUAAUAUGUUAGUGUCAGGACCACCCCCAGGACUGACGGAUAGAAACUUGGAGAUCGUGGCGGCGAUGGAUAGUGCGGGGAGGUCGGGAGGACUGGGCUAUGCCGGAAUAGCGGACACGUCGGGCACUCAGGGGAGGGACGCAGACGAAGGAUUGCAGGAGAUGCUCGCAAUCCCGUCGAUAGCAGAUAGAGGGGAUGCCGUAAUGCAGCUCAGCAUGCUUGCAAGCCGUCCUGUAGUGUUUGAUCCAGUUAUGGGAGCUACAGAUUUAAAUGAGUAUAGGGCCGGAAGAGGUGGGAUAGAAGCGGGAAACGCUAGGACUCCGACGCUUGCUAUCGAGGAUCUGGCUGGAAUAGAUGAAAGGAUGGAAGAGGGACCGUUCGUCAUCCCCUCCGAGCCUGUGUCCCACGGGACGAAUUACGAGUCAACGGGAGGUGCCAAGGGAAUCACUGGUUCCAGGUUAGAAAUGGCGAUCGAGGACAGAGUGGAUAGUCUUGCAGUGUCAUCAUCGUCAGAUCAUGAUAGGACGAUCAGGAGGAAUGAUGAUGGAAUAGAUGCGAUGAUGCCUAGUGGCGAGCUCGGUGCGGAGGGCGAUCGAACGAGAAGUGCGGAUAGCGGACAUUGGAUGGGCAGAGGGAAUGGAGAUGAUCUCGUUCCAGGAGUGUAUUCGAAUAGUGCGACCAUAAUUGGGAAUGUCGGUGCCGAUCCUACAGACCUGGAGUUGAUAGCUAAGGGAUCGUCAGCGGUAGCGCAGAACGUGGUCAGUGAGAGCGAUGAUAGAGCACUGUCUGUAUUUUCAUCUACAGGUCUCUCGGAGGCAUCACCAGGCGGGAACGUUGAAGCGUUGAAAGAUGUGGGGAUGGGUCAGACUAGGACGAUCGGAAUAGAGUGGGGAUCCCAUGGAAUCCGGAGUACGCUCGAGGAAACGGGGGUCAUCACUGACAUGGACUUUGCAAAGUUCUUCACAGAUCAGGGGCCAGGAGAGCCUGGAUCAACGCCCAUAACGAUGCAAUCGGAUUCGCAGGAACGGUGGAACGCUGGGAUAUAUGGCAAGAUGGAUGAGGGACUGCGUAAGCAACGAGCGGAGCAGGCCGUUAAGGAGAUGAACCAGAUAGCCGAGAGUGUCCCCGCAGCGAAGAAGUCGAAAUCGACAGAAAUUGGGGGACCGAUCCAUCAGGCAGGAAUGAUCACCCCGGAUCAGGGUAGCGAAGGAUGGGGCAAUCGAUCCCCGGCUCCACGAUCUCCUGGGAUAGGUGGGCAGUACGAGCAUUUCGGGAUCGAUACUCCUCCUGAAGGACGAGGCAGGAACGACGAGAUGAGGGCAACAUCAUCCCCACCCAGGCGGGCAAAGAUGAGAGCUCCUGCUGAUCCGGACAAGUCGUCGUUGGGAGAGAUAGAUGGCAGGAUAGAUGACUUGCAGACGGUGGUUGUGGACACGCAGACCGACGUAGCCAAGCUUAAGGAGCUGAAAGAGAUGAGUCGGAUCAUGGACGGGAGCGUCAGCGAGGAUAGGAUGGAUGAUGCAAUGGCUCCGCAACUGACCGAGGGAGCAAUGCAGCUCGCACGGAGAAUGAGACGGCAGGUUGAAAACGUGAAGGUGCUCAAGACCUCUGUUACGACUAGAUUGAAGGGAGUGGAGGAGCGAUUGUCCACAGCGGAGCAUUCAGCGGACAUAGCCAAACAGAGUACUGGGACGAAGAUCACCACGUUAGAGACAGGAUUGAACGAGGUGAGACGUGGCAUAGGUGUAGUCUUCUCGAGCGUGCAAAUGCGACACGAGAAUGGAACAUGGAAGAACGAGAGACUGGAUAAAGUAGAGACGGUUUUGAAUAGACAGUGGGACCAGAUCAAGAUAGCGGGCGAGGAACUAAGGAAGCUGAAGUCCAAGGGGAGCCAGAAAGCCGGAACAGAUACGGCAUCGUCGUCACAUUGCAACAGCCAAGGAAAAGGUCCUGGAUGCGGAUGCAGAGAGCCUGGCGAGGGUCACGGCACGUGCAUAGAUGGGGCAGUGCGGGGCGAAACCAAGAAGCUGAGUGAAGUGGUUCUGGCGCAGAAGGAACACAUAAUGACCGUCGCGAGAGAGGUGAUAAAGAACCGCAAAAGCGUGGCUGAGAUUGUGGCGAACAUGACGAAGGUUCACAAGACUUGCGAGAAUGUCGCGGCAAGGACCGAUCGGAUGGAUGAGAAGAGAAACGGAGAACAGGCCUGGGUGAAGGAUACCGUGCGAAAGAUGGAAAAGACAAUGGAGUCAAUGUCGAGCCGUAUGAUAGAUGAACAGAAGAGAGUCACGGGCGAAUUUAUCCUUGUCAAUGCUCGAAUUGAUGAGAGCGCACGGAACGAAGGGCUAGGCAAGAUGCGAGGAAACGGUGCGGAGAUAGGAAAGCCACCGACCAUGUCACGCGGACGAGAUAGUCAUGGUGGGAGUGGGGGAGCUGACGGAAGAGCCAGGAGCGACAACGCCCGAGGAAUAGAGACUUCGAGGACGGAAUCGGCAGGUCCAGUGGUAGAUCGAAGGAUUGAGAAUAAAUGCAUUGUGUUAGAACAGCAGGUGACCAAGAUCACUAGUCAAUUGCAGGGGUUGACCACUGUGAAUGAGCGGAUCGUGAGGGAGAACGCUAGCCUGCUUAGUGAGAUAGAAAGCAUGAAGGGGGAGAACAAAGGAGUGACAGAGUCGGUAGCGCGGAUGGUUCGGGAUAGUAGAGAUGAGAUAUCUAAAAUGAGAGCGGAUCUUGAUCUCCGAGGUAGAGAAAUGAUAGAACUCAAGGAGAAGAACGAGCAGUUGGAGGCAAUGGUACGGGAAUAUGAACGGAGACUGGAGCAGGUGAAACGAAACGAUAGCCUUAAAGCAGAGCUGGAUAGCAUGUGGCAUAGAAUCGGUGAGAUCGGCAAGCAAAGCUCCGAGUACGCCAUGCCAGCGCCGGGUGCGGGAGGUGCUUCGAACGCUGGCUCCGCAAGACCAAGUGCCGGUGCCACGCCUGUUGCGGAAGAGAAGUGUGUGGUAAUUGCUAUGAAUACCAUGAUGACUUGUGCAUGCUGUGCUCCACUGAUAGACGGGGAUGCGAUGCCGGAGGGUAUGCAGGGACAGGACUUCCAAGGCCGCAGAGUGGACGCGAUCGUGAAGGGGACGAUGCCAGGACUGUGGCUGGGCGAUGUUGCACACACUGCGAAGGCUGCGUAUCUGUAUGACGGGGACUAUGCAUACACGCAGGUAUUGAGGGUACGCGAAAGGAGCGAAGCGAUGAUAGACAUGGAACUCAAGUAUCCUGCGUUGGAGAACCAGCUUUUUAGCGGAUUAAAGAGAGCAAUAAAGUCAGAGUCAUUGUCGGCGAAGGUGAAGAUGGAGAUGUACAAGACUCAGCAAGUGGGGGAUGGAAAGCCGAUGACGGCCAUGAGAUUGCUUACGCUGAUAGUAAAGCAUGUUGAGAUCCCGAUUGCAAAAGAGAGUCAGGUGCUGUACGAUGGCCUGAGUAGCACGAAGGUGAUGAGUUUCCCGGGGAAGCCCGAAGAGGAGGCACUGGAGGAGUUCAUGACUAGAUGGGAUCUAGCGCACACGAACCUUAUAGGACUGAAAGGCAAUACCUGGAGCGAGCAACAGCUGGGAUGGAUGUUGCAUUCGAAAGUGCAGAGAGUUCAGGUGCUGAACCACGAUAUUGAGGCAUGGAGACUGCUUCCGGACGAGGCCAAGACUCAUACCUGGUUGCGAAAGAGAAUCAAGGAUAGACUGGAGAUGUGGAGAGCGGACAAGAACAUAGACGAGGCAUCAAUGCGGGUGAGUCGACAGGCAUUCACGAGUGGGUACGGGGAAAUAGCUACGGAAGAGGGAUAUCUGUGGGAAGAGGCAGGGACGGACUUUCGCAGGCGGGGAGAGCCGAUGACCCGAAGAAUAGAUAUGGCGGAAGAGGUCCUCAAGAAGGCCAGCGAGGAUAGCCAGGUAUAUGCGGCCAUGCCUGUGGUACGACAAGGGGAAGAUGGCGCCGAAGGCACGCAUAGGGGAAUACUGGUGACGACGACAGGCAGGGAGCGAGUGAAGAAGGGUAAUAGGCGAGUCAAGGGGUUGGGCUCCGAAGAGACGGGGAUAGCAGGACUGGAUAUAUGCUAUUGGAAAGGACACACAGCUGAUAAGAUGGUACGAAAAUGCAAAAACGUACACAAGAAGGGGUAUGUACAUGAUGUGAAACGAUAUCCCGUGAUUGAAGAGGCAAAGGCAAGGCUACGAGGAAUAUCCCUAGCCGAAGAGGUCGUGCUGGACAUACUUGCCGGGGAGCAAGGCGAGGAAGGUAGGGAUGCAUCAAGACUGGCUGAUAGGAUAGUGGAGGAAUGCAGGAGAAUAGGUAUAGUCGACGAGAGAUUCCGCGUGGAUAGUCGAGAGGUUAGUCAACCGGCGGCGUCUGCACAGCAUUGCUUGCCCCCGGUAAUGAGACGAUGGAUGAUAGACUCGGGGUGCGCUAUGGAUCUAAUAGCAGAAGCAGACCUCACCCAGGAUGAAAAAGAUAUGGCCAUUGAGGCGAAGAAAGUGAGGUUCAACACUGCCAACGGCAACACCACGUCAAAGCAAGAGAUAUGCAUGGAUAUACAAGGGAUGCCUGAGACGAUGAGGAUUAGAAUGCUCGAGAGUACUCCCGCUGUUCUAUCAAUGGGGAGGAGAUGUAUGAAAAUGGGAUAUUCAUUUCAUUGGCUGGCGGGUGCAAACCCCGUGUUCGUCAAGCCUGAUUCGAGCUUGAUAGUGUUAAAAGUCAUCGGGGAUAUCCCAUACAUGGUGGAUAGAAUGUCAACGGUUGUUAACGAAAGUGAGCGUAAUGACUAUCACAUCUAUCCUGCUAUGCCAGCGCCUCUUGCGAUUGAACUGCCCGUGCGAGGAAAUUCCAGUCCGAGGAGACUUGAAGAGAAACAGGAUGAAUGUAGCCCCAAAAGCGUGGACUCGGACACGGAUAGAGACACCGAAGAGGAACCGAUAGGAAAGGCCACCAACGAUGACGGGAGGCUACUAGACAAGUGGAUGUUAACGGGUAAUAAAGCGGUGUGUUUCCACAACAAGCCAAGAACGAAGACUUGUGAUCCAUGGUUUGAAACACUGAAAUUCCCAGAGAUACAUGCACUAGUGCCGCGAUUCGCCGAGAGAUGUAGAUCCAAACGUGUGUACAAAGAUGGCAAAACCGUGGCGGAAUGGAUAGACUGGGUGGACAAGUACAGUGAGGGAGAGAAUAGAGACGCGGAAGAGGACUUAUGGACAGGCAAGACCAUGUUCAAGAUAGAAGGGCUCACAUUCGAAGGAGCGGAUGCAGGAGAAGCGGUGCAGAGCGAUAGCGCGAAGGUGAGAAAACAUAUCUUGAAUAGAAUGGCUGCGGACGAAGACGCGGGGCUAGAUGACCUGACGAUGAUGCUGGACAAGAACAUCGGUACCGGUGGCGAGGCAGAGACGCUAGUCGAGAUAGCAAGGUCGAGGAACGGACCGGAGAGGUGGGGAUACUCAUUUAUCAGUUGGGCACAGAAGCAGGAAUGCCGGGACGACGAUAUCAUCAUACUGCGCGUGUGCAUGCUUGUGGUGAUAGGAAAGGACCCCGAGACGUAUUGGGAUGAUACGCCAGAAGGGGGAUACGCAUCAUUGUGGGCGACAGAAGAAUGGGAUAGGACGAGUGCCAUCCUAGGAACGAAGCUGUUCAGUUUUGAUCAGGGACCGAUGGGACCAGGGACUGGAGCGACGAAUGAUAGCAGUGAUAGAAGCAAGGGCGAGAUGGGCGAAUCGCAGAACUGGGCGGAGUGGGCACCGGGAUUACUGCGAGCCAUUAAGGCGGGACAAAGCGCACGCAAUAUGACGGAUGUGGAGUUUCAGCUCGUCCGCGGAAUGAAGAAGAAUCCGGAUGACGACCUAAGGAUCGCGGAGCAAGUCGUCGCUGUACCCGGCGAAGAAGAAAGCACCGAAAACGAAGGCGAAUUGGAUGUUGAUAUAGAUUUGCCCGGAAUAGCCGACGAAGAACAGGCCAGAAGAGGAGUGGGAGAGCCUCAGAAGGAUGAUAGCGCCGGUGGCAUGGGAGAAGUGGAACAAACAGAGGCAGAAGUCGGACCUGCAGAUCAAGUUCGAGUUGCGGAUAGACUUGGCGAAGGGAUAGGGUCGAGCAAAGCUGUGAGCAUCCGGAGAGCAAGAUACUCACCGGAGUAUGCAAAAUCGGCGGAACAUUUGCUCACGCAUCUCCCAAAGAACAUGCACUGCGUUGCCUGUCGACAAGGCAAAGCAAUAAACGUUCCCUUCAACAGGGGCGAAGGCAUCACCGACAAGGGUGCCGAGAAGUUCGGGGAGAGGGUCACUGCAGACACGAUAGUUCUUCGCAGCAACAAAGACAAGGGAAUCCGCGGAGAAAACAAUGCAAUCGUGAUGUUCGACUUCAAGACACAGUGGAUACACUGCACGCCCGUAAAGUCCAGGGGAACGGAUGAGUUUGUGCGAGCUAUCAAUGAGUUCCGAGGACUAGAACCGAAGUGGUGGCCGUACGCUGUGCAGACGUUCUGCUUCCAUAGGAACGUACAACAAGUGGACGGGGUAAGCCCGUACGGGAAAAGACAUGGCAACGAGCAAGACAAAGUGAAACUGAUUCCUUUCGGGGCACUUGUUAACUACCUCCCCAUUGCCGAAAAGCCUAGAAAAGCUGGCAAAGAGGACGCGGCCCUGCUCGAACGGGGGGAUCCUGAAAAUGACGCUCUUGAGAUUCUCGGAGCUGAUGAAGAUGUUUCGAGCAUGGCCUUGCCCUCUGAAACGAAGGAAACCAAAGAACAACGCUCGCAAAGGGAGGAAGAGCUGAGAGAGAUCGAUAGACGUGCGCUCGAUAUGGUCAUGACGCAGGACUUUGAUGUGCAGCAUGCAAAGGACCUCAUCCUGAAGUUCACUUCGAUAGAAAAAGGAAUAGCGAAGAAUUCGCGGAGCAUGGCCACCGGUAGAGGGUUCAUAGUCCUGGGGCUGUAUGCGUACGGAGGAAAGGUUGGCAUUACGAAUAGUGCCAAAGAAUAUCCGGGGAUAGCCAUGGUGUGCUGCGAGCUGAUAGCAAAAUGUUUCCCAGAAGCUACUUUUACAACGGUGAUUGUGUCUGUCGGAACCAGGAUGGGGCCUCACAAGGACAAGUUUAACGAGAGCCAGACGUACAACUUUGUUGUGCCGGUAAGCGAGAGGGCGGGUGAAGCUAUGAUCUGGACAGAAGAGGAACAGUGUGAGAAUGAGAGUGGCGACGCCGCCGGGAUAAAGAAAGAGGUGCUUCCGGGAAAAUGGAUAUGGGGAAGGACUCGGAAGGUUGAUAGUGGGCUAAAGUUCAAUCCAAGAGUUUGGCAUGCUACCGAAGAUGCCUUGGCGCCGGAGGAUAGAGUGAUAGCGGUGGGAUAUACCCUGGCAGCGGGUAAAAAGGCAUCUGUGGACGACAAGUGGAAGUUGAUGAGGCUGGGCUUCAGAUUGGAUGAGCACUUUGCGACAUUAGCGGAUGGCUUAUGCCAGGCAGCGUGUGCAGACGACGGUGGGGAUGGGGAAGAAUAUGUAGAUCACGACGCCGAGGAAGAGCAAGCGUAUGCCAUGGCAUCCAAGGCAAAGUUCGACACUCCGACAUCACCCGGAUUGUUCCUAGGUUACGCGCUCCAACCAGGGGGUGUUCCGAGCGGAGACUAUAUAGUGGUUGAGCUGGCGCACCUGUAUCACGGAUGGACGGUACCGUCGAUACACCGCGUGAAGAGGAUAGUACUUGACGAGGAGAUGCCCAACUACUUCCCGAUGCAAGCUGUGGCUGAUAGGAAGUCGAGAAUCAUGACAGCGACUCGAGCUGAUGCCCUGGCCAGAUUGGAACUGGAGAGAGAGGGGCAGCAAGGAGAGGAGACGGAGGAAAUCUUCGCAGAGGAGAGAAGGGUACGAGCCGAUGUGAUGAGACAAAUUAAGUGCGACGAUCAGCAUCUUCAAAACGGGGAUUUCUGGGAACAUGAUGAGAUAGACCAUUCGUGGACGCUUCAUCACAUCUUACCCCGAAAGGAGCUGUGUACCCCAGGCGAGGAGGUCAAAGGUACAGGUGGCCCCGGGGAUAGAGAGCUGGGUCCAAGGAGGCGAACGUGGAUAGUGUACGCCGAUGGUACAUCGGAGGUACUGGAUGAGGAUAGAAUGAAGGGCAAGAAGAAGAUCACCAAGAAAUGGACGGGGUGCACUACGUUCUGGGAAAAGGGGGAGCCUGAGGGAGAGAUAGAGGAUGAAGCCAAGGAGCGGGCGCGGGGAGAGAAGGCGACGGGUAUACGGGGGGUGGGUUUAGACUACGAACAGGACAUGCCCAGGAUAGAACGGCCGUACGCGAGAUCUCACAAACCCAACUCCAUUUCGUCGGCAGAGUGGAAUAGGAUGAGUCCGGGACAGCGACUGCGCUAUAUAGAGGGAGACAAAGAGAGGAUCAUCAGAGGAGAGAGGCCUCCCUCUGCCGUUCGAGGGCAAGAGGGAAUAGGACCGCGUCCCGCAGAAAUUGGAGUUCGAGAAUGGAUGGAGAAAAUCACCGACCAUGGCCAGGACUUCUCACCGCAGGAGUACCGAUGGGAUUCUCCAUCGGGAAUGCCUGAGGGUGGCCGAGUGUGGGCAGUAAGAAACAAUCGCGCCACAUCCUACCGAUUCUAUGGCGGAAGGGACAAAAGACGGCUCGAGCUCUGGUGGAGGGUCACUCGGAGCGCCAAUACUGGAGAGGUCUUAGAAUCCAUUGAAUAUGACUCAUGCAUACAGGCGGAGAUGAUGCGCAAUAGAGGGAGAUACCGAUUCGUUGUGCCCAGGGACAUCAUCACGGAGUUCUGGUACAUCCCUGACGGAGGAGAAGACCGACGAAUCAGGGAUAGAGGAGAACCAGCAGAACCUGCCGCACCGGCAUCCAGGAUGGGAGAUACUGAGGAGGUUGCGAAAACCAUCAAUCAAUUGUGCAGCACAGCUGGAAUAGCGCGAACGCCGUCCGACAACAUCAUUGGGGAAAUAAUGAGGGAGUUGGGCGAGCAGCCUAAAGUGCAGGUCAUGGGGGUCGGAAUAGAAGAAAUAGGGGAUAACGGAGGUGAGAACGUAUCUUGGAUAUCGGGGGAAGGAUGUGUGAUAGGAGAGGGUGUGACGGAUGUGGUCAUCGCUAUCGAUGCGUCUAGCGAGGGCAUGAGUGUAGAAGUUGACCGAAAGGCAUCCGGUUGGAGACGUGAGGAAGGUCUAGAUAGUACGCGAGAGGCUCGAGAUAGAGUGUUUGGUAAUAUAGAAAAGGUUAUCACCGACGCCAACAGCAGAGGAAUAGUGGCUACGACCAUCUGGAUAGGCGGCAAAAGUCGAUUGGCCGACGAGACCAUUGUUCGAAUGGCGCUUGCCUGGGACAUGUGGAUAGUACGGAGUGAUGGAUGCAUGCUGGGUAUGAAUGACGGGGUGGACGCGUCGUGUUACAUAGGAAUGGUCACACCAUGUAUGAUGAAUGCGAUCGCGGCGGACAUGUUAGCAUGCGAUCAUAUGCCAAGGGAUCAUGAGUUAAUGUCGCACAUGGUGAGGAUAUCGGACACGAAAAUGGACGUACAACGAGAGCAGGAGCGUAAAGCGAUACGCGAAAUGAUCAAGGUGAUAGAGGACGUGGGAAACAUCUGCGGCGAGGAAGAGGGUGACUCGGUGUCGAUGGCAUGUGAAGAACACGAGGGAGAAUAUCUCGGAUAUAGCAGUGGUAUGGUGACACUGGACGUGGACUCCUUGGCACAGCUGGAAAAGGGAACGAUUAGAGGAAACUCGUAUUGGGUGAUAGACAUGGAGGGAGACGACGAGCACGUCGACGAUGCUACGGAUAGAGAAGAUCAGACGCUGGUGAGGAACUAUGCUGCUGCGGCUGCCGAGGAUGGGGCACCGUACAUCAGUCGUGAGGAGCCCAGAUGGAAAAGAUGCAUAGUUAUGAAUAAUCCAGGCCGAGAGGCAAUGGGGGAGGUCUUCGGACCCCGGGCGAGACACAUACAGGACCUGCGCGUGAUCCUGGUCGACGGCGACGACAUAGGCAAGGUUAUGAUGAUGAAGCCAAACAGUCGCCGCACCAGACAUAGCACCGGAGGGGCCGCAGUAGCUUACCCUGGAGAAGAGCUCGAGGUGGGAGACAUGAACUGCAACGGAUGGAUAGUAGUGCUGACCGGGGAGAGGGAGAGCAGCGACACAGACCGACGCCACGACCAAGAUAGAGAGGAAAGCUCCGGAUUUGACGACCAGAGUGAUGUGUUUGAUUCAGAAGGAUGGACGCUGUCGGACUUGGAGGAGGAACGGGAACCUGUGGAUGAGGCAUUCUUCAGGGCCGGGCACGCUGAAACCAUCAACCUCGAGACUAUGGAGAAGGGCGAAUGCGACAUAGUCAUGUGGGAGGCAGAGAGGAAUGCACUGGUCCUCGAACUAAAGGACGACAUCCAUGUUCCGUUGAUAGGAUACACCUGGGUUCGUACUGGGAUAGCAUAUCCGGAAGAUCCUGGCACAAGUGUGAGAGUGUCUGCGCUUGGACAACUUGUGGCGGAAACUAUGUGCGACGUCAUAGGAUACGAGGUAUCACCUGAGCGAGAAAUCCUGGUGGCUAUACAGAAUAGGAAUAGCUUUCCCAUCACGUUUGGAGGAAGAGGGGGGCCAAUCAUGAGAAUGGAGUUCGCUAAGGGAGUAUGUCUGCGACCGAGGAUGCGCGGGUGCAUGAUGCCUGAGAACGUGAAGGAAGUGAGACAUCGUAGGGCACAUCGGGAGAGCAAGAAAGCAAUCUGGGCAAGAGAGGCCCGUGCGAGGGAAAGAGACAGGGAUAGUGCGGGUCAUGGACUGAGAGCAGGGAGGAAUAGAGAUGAGGAUAGGCGGCGAAUCGGCGUCAAGCAUGUCUCGGAUAGGGCAUACAGAUGCCGAGAAUGUCGACGACUGCUGGAGGGAAAAGCCAAGGUACCUAGUUUGAUCCUCACGUCGAUGACGCUAUGCUUCGCAUGCUUCAUGAACAAGCAUACUACGCCCGUUGAUAAUUUGAUCCGGCAGGGUUAUCAGACUGAAGACGAGGAGUAUGGAGAUGGAAUAGUCGCAGUCCCUGCUAUACAGGUGGAUGCAGAUCAAGAGGAUAGUUGGGAAGAGGUUGCGGAAAAUGAAGUGUGUGAUAGCAUCGACGAGACAGUAGGAGAAUGUGAGCCACUGAUGGCCACAAUCAUAGAGGACGAAGAGGAAGACAUCGAGGAAGUGUUCGGACUUGUCGCUAGACCCGUGACGAAAGCUGAGAGGGCGAUCAACCCCAAGGCUCGGGCAGCGCUUGAUAAGGAAUGGAAAAAGCUGAUGGAUCAAGUGGUCUGGAUAAUGGAGGAGGUGCGUUCGUGGAAGGACGUUCAACGGGAGGCAAUGGAUAGAGGGGAAAUAGCUCAUGUAGGUCGAUGGGAGAAGCUGGCGAAGAGAAUCAAGCUCGAAGAGCCACGAAGUAUGGGUAGGUACUUGGGAUGCUUGCACACGGCUAGCGCGAUACCUUUUCGGUCGCCGUUUGAGCCGAGACACGAGUGGACGAAGAUCAUCGAGCCCAAGAAGGAACCGCCUAACUUCGUGGGGAAGGCCGAGGCGCAGGAAGAUAGUCCAGAUGAAAUCAGGAUUCUUCGAUACGAUGUUACCGAUUUCAUGAAGCAGUGUGUGGAUAGAUAUCAAGAGUUGUGCUCGACGGCAUAUCCUAAGCCACUGGAUAAAGCUAAGACCCCAUAUCUCGACGAGAGCCGCCCAGAGUUCGACGAGAACCCAGUAGACGACAAGGUGAACGAAAUUAUGGGGAUAGCCAAGUACGAGCUGCCGGAUGAGGGGCCGGGAGUGUUGAAAGAGCACGCCCCUGCGGUACUCAUGAAGAUCUUGUAUGGGGCCAGAGUCGGAAGGUAUGACCUUCUGCGACCAGUACAGGUUCUGGCGUCGAGGCUGACGACCUGGACACAUCUCUGUGACAAGAGAAUGCAUAGACUGAUCUCAUACAUCAACGAGACGACCACAACGAGCCUCUACGGAUGGGUCGGGGAUAGGAUAGGAGACAUCCGUCUUGUACUAUACUGCGACGCCGAUCUUGCCAGCGACAAGAACGACCAUA